Caenorhabditis elegans is the source of this 609-nucleotide messenger RNA. It is a transcript of the gene ttr-15, whose product is annotated as Transthyretin-like protein 15. The record is from RefSeq and is marked reviewed. Gene Ontology annotation, cellular component: cell surface; extracellular region. The transcript has 2 exons. NCBI's taxonomy places the organism in Eukaryota, Metazoa, Nematoda, Chromadorea, Rhabditida, Rhabditidae. Bases 27 to 419 code for a protein of 130 amino acids.
GUUAGUGCACGAUUCAAAAAACAACAAUGCGUGCUUUACUAUUCACCUCUGUUGUUCUUUUGGCUUUGGCUUUUGUUGAGGCAAAGAAGCAGACUAUCACUGUCAAGGGUACAACUAUUUGUAAUAAGAAGAGAAUUCAGGCGGAGGUUACCCUUUGGGAGAAAGAUACUCUCGACCCCGAUGACAAGCUCGCCUCAAUGCAAUCGAACAAAGAAGGAGAGUUCUCACUUACCGGAUCCGACGACGAGAUCACCUCAAUCUCUCCAUACCUCAUAAUCACCCACAACUGCAACGUGAAGAAGGCCGGAUGCAAGCGUGUUUCAGAGUAUUUGAUUCCAAAGGAGAAGAUCGGUGGAACCUAUGAUAUGACAUACGUCACUCUUGAUAUUCUUUCCGCUAAAGACAAGGAGAAGUGCUAAGAAAAUGUUUUUUUUGUUUGUUUGCUUGUUUGGAAGGGAAGGACUUUCUAUCUCUUUUAAUUCAACAAUAAACUAUUGGAAAACCUUGAAAUUUUAACCUUGAACUGUAAGAAAAGUUGCGUGAUUAUGUUGACAAUUUUGCCAAGUAUAUCUUUGUGGAUAUCACAAUAAACGAAGUCAAAGCACGAAA